GCAAUUCGUAUAUAUUGACGUCACUCAUUGAAAGUUUUUGGGUGGUGGAUGUACUGAUAUUAAAUUCUGGUAUUUAAUUGAAUCAGAUUAAGAAGGAUAACUCUCAAUUUUUAAUUAAAAAGCCUAGAGUAGAGCUAGCUAGUUAGUAUGCCUCUCUUUGGUAAAUCACAGAAAAACCCACAAGAGCUAGUUAAAGGGCUGAAAGAUGCUCUGCAGACAUUACAAAACCCUAGUAAAGAUAAAGACUUAAAAAAGGCAUCAGAUGAUGUAACUAAAAUACUGGCUAACAUGAAGGUCAUGUUAUAUGGAACAGCUGGCUCUGACCCACAACCUGAGAACGUCGCCCAACUUUCAAUGGAGAUAUACCAGGGUGAAGUUCUCAAAAUGAUGGUAGAAAAUUUGGAGAAGAUUGAUUUUGAGGGAAGAAAAGAUGUGGUACAGAUUUUCAACAAUCUAUUACGUCGUCAGAUUGGAACACGUUCACCGACUGUAGAAUAUAUCUGUACUCGUAAAGAUGUAUUAAUAGCUCUCAUGAAAGGAUAUGAGACACCAGAAGUGGCUUUAAAUUGUGGUAUGAUGUUACGAGAAUGUUGCCGUUACGAGGCCCUGGCUAAACUCAUGUUGAACUCGGAAGAAUUUUAUGAUUUUUUUCGAUACGUAGAAUUAUCAACAUUUGACAUUGCUUCUGAUGCCUUCUCCACAUUUAAGGAAUUGUUGAUAAAACAUAAAAUGUUAUCGGCAGAAUUUUUAGAGAAUAAUUAUGAUCAGGUUUUCCACAACUAUCAAUCUCUUCUAAACUCAGAAAAUUAUGUCACACGACGACAAGCUUUGAAGUUAUUGGGUGAAUUGUUAUUAGAUCGUCACAAUUUCACCACCAUGACCAAAUAUAUCAGUAACCCAGACAACCUCAAAUUGAUGAUGAAUAUGUUACGUGAAAAGAGUCGUAAUAUUCAGUUCGAAGCCUUCCAUGUUUUCAAGGUGUUUGUAGCCAACCCCAACAAACCCAAACCCAUCUUAGAAAUACUGUUACGGAACAAAGAAAAACUUGUGGACUUUCUAGCUAAGUUUCAUACGGAUCGAUCCGAAGACGAACAAUUUAACGAUGAAAAGGCUUACUUAAUUAAACAAAUAAAGGACUUAAAAGCCCCGGAGGAAUCUUAACAAUAGCUUAAUUAUAUAAUAAUACAUAUAUAUGCCGAGUUAUAUCUGUAAUAUAUAUAUAUAUACAUAUAUAUAUAUGUAUGCAGUUGAGUCGUCGUCUCUCUUCGUUUGUGAAUUCAAGACGUCGUUUUCUAGGUUCUAAAAACAAAAAAAAACUCACCAUGUAGACUCGCCUGAUGUAUGUGACACACAAUUUUUAGACACAACCUUCCAGUUUCUUCCAUCGUAUGCCUUUAAUUGGAAGUUCAUUUCCGAUGUGAUUUUCGUGGACGGUCCAAUAUUUUAAACACUGUUGUUAUGUUGAGUAGAAGCAAGUUUUGAUGAAGAUUUCUGCUUCGGAGAGUUCAUGCAGCAACGCUACGAUGAUACACAGUAUAUCAGGAUUGUUGUACAUGCAUAUAUAAUAUAUCUAGAUGUGCAUUAUCAGAAUUUGAAAAAAAAAUGAAGGGACACUUAGCUUGUGUGAAGAUAUUUUUUAUUUAGCUUUAUUCUUAACUGAAAUUCACAGUUAUUGCAAACACUCCAAAAACAUUCAUUUCUUAAUGUGGAAAAAUUAUCAGGCUAUUGAACCAAGUGGAAAUUGAACAACAGGAUAAGAUAAAGCUUCUGUUUUAACAUAUUUGCAGCGUUUAGUUCAUUAGUUUUAGAUACAGGUAACUACCAACUUCAGGGAUUUUACCCAAAGUGGCAUCUUCUCAGUGAAAGAAUUUAAAACCGACAUUGAGAUAGACCCCAAAAGAGUUUGGAAUAACCCCCAGAGGGACAGAUUGGCAUGGUCCAUUUUAUUGAUUGCAGUGAGAUAAAAAGUCCAAGAAGUAUGUUUAUUUCUCUUAAUCUUGUUUUGUUAUUGCAAUAACCAAUGUGUGAACUGCAGCGACUAAAUUCUUUGCCUACAUAUUCUUAUACUUGACAAUGUUUGUGGAUUCUUUUUAUUGUGAAAAAUAAGAAUCCUGAAAAAAAAUAUUCGGCAGCUUAAUCUGUAAAGAACUGAAGUACCAAAAUCAUGGCAUUGAGAAAUAUUUAAAUGGUUCAAGAUAAAUUCAUCAACUGUGCAUUAUUAAUCGGGGGGGGGGGGGGAGAAUAAAAAUAGCUUAGCCAAUGACAGAAGCUGGAGCUAAAGUUAUAACCAAUGAGGUGUAGACCAACCAAAGUUAAAUUUGGAACUAAAGAUAAAAUUUUAAUGAGAUUGGUUUUUUUUAUUGAUCCGUUCUGCUCCACUAACCCCUUGAUCCACACUGCCUUUCAUGAUUUCAUUGGUCAGGUUGAUGCUAUGAACCAAUCAAAAAACACAUUACAAACCCAUCUUGGUGCCAUUGUUUGCAUUCACAACAAUAUGAUUGCUUGUACCCUCGAUUAUGAGAUUUAAUUUAAUAAGCAAUUUAAUAUUAAAGAAUGGCAUGCAGACAGUGUCCAGUUGUUAUGCUAUUACUGACUACUUGCUUUCUAUUUAUCAAACUUCUUGAGUGGUCGUUGAUUACCAAGGGUGGAUAAUGUGAAUAGGUAUCUCCCCUGUGAAUGGACAGUGUUGAGUAGAACGGAUUGAUACCGCAGAUGACAAUCUUUUAGAUUAGGUAGAACCUGGGUUUUCAAUAAAGUCUUAUUUACUUGUUGAAUACUGCCUCGUAUUGAAUUUCAGCUUUAAAAUGAUAUCAUUUGUACUAAAUUGAUAUUUUUCUGAACGAAAGCCCAAAAAACAAUUGGGUUAAAAAUUGCUAUUUUCUGUGCAUUAUUCUGGUAAAAAUAACAGUUAUAAGUUUCGACCAGCCAAAGUUUUGAUUGAGAUCCAUGUUGUAAACUGUAGUCUGUAAGGUUUUGUUAAUGUUUUUGUUGUUUUAUUUCCCUUGCUGAUUAUGGACCAGGAACAGGACUUCAAGCACUACUCAUCUUGUUAUUCUGGAUCUUGGGGGGGGGGGGGGGAGUGCUUUGUGAUAAAAGCCUUAGGCUCCAUCAAUUCAAGUAUGAACUACAUGCUUGUUCCUUGUACAAUUGUACAUUGAUUGACACUUCCAUUUCUGAUAUGACGCCACAAUUCCAAGAUGACGGUGAUGACAGCAUGCUUAGUUCCUAGUCCAUAGAAUGCUUGUACUUGUACAAUAUAAAUGUAGUUCCUUUUGCUAUUUUUUAUUUGCCUGUAUAUUAUUGGAAUGUGGAGGUAUGUUGUUGCCAGUGUCCGAUGGUCUGUUGUCAACAAUUUAUUCUGAAAUUGUGAACACUGUAAAGACUAUAUUUAUCAUCCGGUCUUUUUUAACAUUUAUGUAUGUUUAAAUGAGUGAGACAAAGAAGCCAAUUGCAUUUUAGUGAUUUCUUAUAACUUCCAGAAUUAUUGCUCUUGAUCACUUUUUAGAAUCUUGUGAAAUAUCUAAUGACAAAAGUGCUGUUCAGAUUUGUUGGAAAUUUAUAUGCUUUAUUGAGAUUAAUGAGAAUUGUAUUGAACUUCUGAUAAUUAUUACUUGUAAUAGAGUUAUGGCCCUUGAUUAUGUCACAUUAGUGAUGCUCGAUUGAAGAUUCCAGAAUGUAAUUCACACCACAACACCACACAUCAUUUGUCGGGACUGUCAGAACUGUGACACGAUUGCAAUUCGGUCAGUUCAGAUCGUUUCGGACUGACAAUUGAGCAUCCCCUCAAUCUUUGUCGUUUUCGUUCGUUGAGUUUUAAGUCCAUUUCCACUAAGAGUGAUAUCGUAGACAAGAAUCUUUGUCUGUGUACCACUGAUGUUAUAGUGUGCUGGUGUGUGGUCAGCAUUUACAGCAUGUCUCUACUGUGAUGUGGAUUUUAGCACUUUGUAAGACUUGUUUUUUUUUUGUUAUUAUUAUUAUUACCGGUAUUAUUAUAAAGUAUAAGGAUUUUGCUUUUUAUUGACCUAAAGAUUCACAAUGCGACAAUCGAAGUGUAGAUUUAAUUCUUUUUCAAGCUUUUAUAGCUCAUUAAAAAUAUCAGUACCUGCCAACCCCCAUCCCUCUGCUGUAUUGGGAUAGAAUUAUUAACAUACAUGUUUCUAUAAAAGGAAAAACCCCACCAUUAAAGGAGGCAAGUCUCUAACUCAACAUCAGCCACUGUCUUCUGACAUUGCAAACACAACUGAUUGGUCAAUUUAAAUCAACAUUGAUGUUAUCUUACUGUGAAAAGAUGGGCUUCUGAUAUCCAAUAUUUAAGACAAAAUAAACCUUUUAAAAUUGACACACACAUCGCAUUCCAGAAUGCUUUUGAGUGCCAUCUUGGUGAACAAGGCUAAACAUAUCCCACAGGAGAAUACCAGUGUAGACUGGAAUAACCAGACAUCAAUGACUGCCAUUCAGUUUGGACUUGCGGAACAUAACUAAUUAGAAACUACAGUAAAAACAAACGGUUGAAUGGAUAACGCAUGCACGUUGGAUUGUACGGUUUGUCAUUGAGUCAAGUGGCGUGGUUUCAAUUAUACGUGACAAGAAGUAGGAUCGUCUGUCCAACCUUGUGUGUUUUCUCUGAGUCCUUCGGUUUACUCCCACUGCUAAAGACCCCUACACGCAAGAGGAUUAUUGAAAUAAAUUUGAAGCAUGUUUGUCCCGAAAUGACCUAGUGCACAUUUCUCUCUUUGUCUAGUAUCCAUACUGGAAAUAUGGAUGAAUGAGAAAGGGAUGAGGGAACUUGGGCCUCACCUAUGCAAAACAUCCUUUAAUUAAAACAGCUGAUGGUCAUUUGGGGGAUUUUGAUUAUAAUGUGUAUUUUUUGGACAUUAUCCAAUUUUUCAAGGCUUAUUCUGUGGUAAAAAUGUACCCAGUACUUCUCAGAUACAUGCAAAUAAACAAGAGACAGCAUGUGUGGGUUCCAUAGUCUUGUGGAGAAACAUUUAAAAAGGUGUAUACAAUCCUACAUGCGAGUCAGCAAUAGACCGCGUGUAUGGAUUUCCAAGACUCAAAAGGCGUUUUCAAUUCUACAUGCAAGUUGGCAAUAGACAGCAUGUGUGGGUUUCCAGGAGAUUAUUAGAAUGUAGUAUUUGCACAUAUAUUUUAACCCCCGUAUCAUUUGACCUCUGACCUGUAUGUAAAGAUCAAUGUAUAAAGUAUAACAUAUUUUGUUUGUUUAUAUUAUUAUAUAUAUAUUAAACCUUGUGUAAAAAGAUACAAAAUAGUAUUCAAUAAUUAAUGUCUAAUAUAAAGCUAUCAAACAUA
Patella vulgata (common limpet) is the source of this 5310-nucleotide messenger RNA. RefSeq names its product protein Mo25. Gene Ontology annotation, biological process: intracellular signal transduction. Bases 148 to 1161 code for a protein of 337 amino acids. Lineage: Eukaryota; Metazoa; Mollusca; Gastropoda; Patellidae. Gene Ontology annotation, molecular function: protein serine/threonine kinase activator activity. The record is from RefSeq and is a predicted model, not a curated record. The transcript has 8 exons.